UUAACGGAUUUUCAGGGACAGGGGUGGAGACUUCUCAGAGGAUCGGUUAUGGGCUUCCCUUGCCAAUCUUGGUGGCUCAGGUGCCUGUGUAGCUGCUAAUGAGGCGAGGGGUGAUGCUGGGUGAGAUGAGCCACUUGGGCCCAGCUUGUCUUGUGCAGGGUCUAAGCCUUAGUCUGGUGGGGGUGGGCUUCCGUGACGGUUUCUGUAGUUUUCAUCGACCACAAUUCUGCCACAUACCCUGCCUCAAAGGAAGAAACCUUUUUAAAAAUACACUCUCCAUGAAGCCCCUCUUUCUGUUAAGCUCGGCCACCAUAACAGUUCCGUUCCUGUGUGCGCCAAGCUUGUGUGAGCUGAGUGAGACAGGCGUCGGCCUGCAGCGGGGAGCGGGUACCUCUCGUGUGAUCAGGACGUAAAGAUAGCCUCGCCCUGCAGCUUCGACCAACAUCACGGAACUGGCCAUCAGGAGAGCGUCCCUAGUGGAGUGGCUUUGGGAGGGGCGUUCACUGAGGUCCUCCCUUCCUGUGGGCCUGUCCUCCGACGCCCACAGGAGGCGCUCAAGGUCCCGCCGGCUCUCACAGGCUGGAAAACCACGUACCCCCGGGUCCUUCGGGGAAGCACCUUGAAAUAAAAAUAUCUUUCUCAUCAGAGUUAUUUGCCAAAGAAAACCACGAGCUGCGGAUAGCAGGCGGCGCCGUGCGGGACCUGCUGUCCGGCGUGAAGCCGCAGGACGUGGACUUCGCCACCACCGCCACGCCUGAGCAGAUGAAGGGGCUGUUCCAGGCGGCCGGCGUCCGCAUGAUCAACAACAAGGGGGAGAAGCACGGGACCGUCACGGCCAGGCUGCAUAACGAAAAUUUCGAGAUCACCACCCUGCGGAUUGACGUGGUCACGGAUGGAAGACACGCGGAGGUGGAAUUCACGACGGACUGGCAGCAGGACGCCGAGCGCCGAGACCUCACUGUCAACUCGAUGUUCCUGGGCUUUGAUGGUACUUUGUAUGACUACUUCAAUGGUUAUGAAGACUUAAAGAAUAAGAAAGUGAGAUUUGUUGGACAUGCUAAAAAGAGGAUACAAGAAGAUUACCUUAGAAUUUUAAGAUAUUUCAGGUUUUGUGGGAGGAUUGUAGACAAACCUGGUGACCACGACCCUGAGACUUUGGAAGCAAUUGCGGAAAAUGCCAAAGGCCUGGGCGGAAUAUCAGGAGAGAGGAUCUGGGUGGAACUGAAAAAGAUUCUGGUUGGAAAUCAUGUCAGUCAUUUGGUUCACCUCAUCUACGACCUCGGCGUGGCUCCCUACAUAGGUUUACCUGCUAAUGCAAGUUUGGAAGAAUUUGACAAAGUCAGUAGAAAUGUUGAAGGAUUUUCACCAAAGCCAAUGACUCUCUUGGCCUCGUUAUUCAAAGUGCAGGACGAUGUCACAAAAUUGGAUUUGAGGUUGAAGAUUUCAAAAGAAGAGAAAAACCUUGGCUUGUUUCUAGUUAAAUACAGGAAUGACUUAACUAAAGCAACGGACAGUUCCGAACCACUGAAACCCUACCAGGACUUCAUCAUAGACUCCAGGGAGCCCGAUGCCGCCGCCCGCGUCUGGGAGCUGCUGAAGUACCAGGGCCAGCCCGGCCUCCUGCAGGACCUGCAGCAGUGGUCCGUGCCCUCCUUCCCCGUCAGCGGCCACGACAUCAGGAAGGCGGGCAUCUCCUCCGGGAAGGAAAUCGGGGCGCUGCUGCAGCAGCUGCGGGACCAGUGGAAGAAGAGCGGUUACCAGAUGGAGAAGGACGAGCUGCUGAGUCACAUAAAGAAGAGCUGAGUCCGUGGGAGCCGCCACCAGCAGGACAUCUCGGUAAGCCGCUCACCUCUGCCCUGGGGAGGCCGAGAGACUCGAGGAGCGGCUGAAGGCGGCCAAGGGUCUUUAGAGAAUAAAGCCUUUUACACUCUG
Messenger RNA from Myotis lucifugus (little brown bat), 1932 nucleotides. It is a transcript of the gene TRNT1, whose product is annotated as tRNA nucleotidyl transferase 1. Gene Ontology annotation, molecular function: nucleotidyltransferase activity; RNA binding. The transcript has 6 exons. Gene Ontology annotation, biological process: RNA processing. Lineage: Eukaryota; Metazoa; Chordata; Mammalia; Chiroptera; Vespertilionidae. The coding region runs from base 763 to 1803 and encodes 346 amino acids. The record is from RefSeq and is a predicted model, not a curated record.